Messenger RNA from Funneliformis mosseae, 144 nucleotides. NCBI's taxonomy places the organism in Eukaryota, Fungi, Glomeromycota, Glomeromycetes, Glomerales, Glomeraceae. The record is from the annotation of a GenBank genome assembly.
UCAAGUUAUCAAUGGAAUAGUUCAUUUGAAUUAGAUUCUGGAGCGAAGAUCGUUUAUUUUUUUCCAGAACAGAUAAAGGCGGAAUUAAGGCUGGAUAGUAAAAGUCGACUAGGAGAUCUAAUGCAAAUUCACCAAUAUACAUAG